Oryza brachyantha (malo sina) is the source of this 2655-nucleotide messenger RNA. RefSeq lists its product as uncharacterized. Lineage: Eukaryota; Viridiplantae; Streptophyta; Magnoliopsida; Poales; Poaceae. The transcript has a single exon. Gene Ontology annotation, biological process: positive regulation of growth. Bases 591 to 2264 code for a protein of 557 amino acids. The record is from RefSeq and is a predicted model, not a curated record.
UGUUGCGUUGCUCCGCUGCGAUUUAUGGCGAUUUAAUGCCCACCAGCGAAGAGCUGGAGGCGCCGAGCAGCAGCAGCACAUCGAUUUCAAUGGCGUCCUCCUACGCGUAGCGAGCUAGCUGUAGCACUACCACCUCUUCUUCUUCUUCUUCCUCCUCGCGCUCCUCCUCCCCACCAUUGCCUUGUUUUUCUUUUGCAACACCGCCCGAGGAAAUUCCCUUUGGGUUUCUUUUCUUCUUCGUCUCGGCGCUUUGCUUGUUUUGUUUGUUUGUUUUCUUGGGGUUUGGUAAUGGCGCUGCGGUGAUGUGUUGACGUCUGACAUCUCUGCUCGCCGCCAUUAAUUGCUGCUGCUGACUUGCUGGUUUCUUGCUGCUUGGUGGUGAGACACGAAGCAAUCGGAGGAGGGGGAUUUGAAUUCAAAUCCGCAGCGAAGGGUUCUAGGGUGUUUCGUCUUCUUUGACUGCUCGUGGUUGGAUUUGGUGCGAAAGGUUCUUCCUUUUUGCUGGGUUGACGCGCAAAGGUUUAGCCUUUUUGGUGAAUCUCUUUGCUUGGUGCUCCAAGAGGAAAUUGGUUGAGGAGCAGGAGGAAGACAUGGUGGCCGAGCCGCUGGUGCACAAGGUGCUGUCCAUGGCGACGUCGUCGUCGUCGUCGUCUAGGAAGGUGAGGCCGGUGACGGGUGGCGGCGCCAGGGGCGACGCGGCGGAGGGGACGGACGACGGGAGGGUCGGCAUCCUGUCGUUCGAGGUCGCCAACGCCAUGUCGCGCGCCGCCAACCUGUACCGCUCGCUCUCCGACGCCGAGGCGGCGCGGCUGCUCGGCCCGCUCUGCCUCGGCUCCCAGGCCGUGCGCGCGCUCGUGCCCGGCGACGACGCGCGGUUGCUGGCGCUCGCGCUCGCCGAGAAGCUCGACGCGCUCAACCGCGUCGCCGCCGUCGCCACGCGGCUCGGCCGCCGGUGCACGGUCCCGGCGCUCAUGGGGUUCGACCACGUCUACGCGGACCUCCUCGCCGGCCGCUCCGACGCCGCUGCGGCGGCCUUCGCCGUCGCCUCGCCCUCCGAGGCCACGGCGCUCGUCCGCAAGCUCGACCGCCUCGCCGCCGCCACGGCAGCGCUCUACGCCGAGCUGGAGGCGCUGGCCGACCUCGAGCAGUCCGCGCGGAAGCUCCCCACCGACGAGGCCCGCCGCGCGCUGGAGCAGCGCACGCGGUGGCGCCGCCACGACGUGCGCCGCCUCAGGGACUCGUCGCUCUGGAACUGGACCUACGACAAGGCCGUGCUCCUGCUCGCCCGCGGCGUAUGCGCCAUCUACGACCGCAUUCGCCUCGUCUUCGGCGACCCAAUGCAAGGGCUCGACUUGCUGGCCAUUGGCCGGAGCUCAAGGCAAUGCGACCAAAGCCGGCAGCUCUCCGGCCCAGUCUCAGCGAACAAUUCAGGUUAUGUCAGGACCAAUUUCGGCGACGCCAAAUCGGGGCCGAUUGCCAGAAUCGAUAUGGACACGCCGCGUUCAGUGAAUUUUCGGUCGAAUUGUGGAGCAAGUCCAGGCAAAAUGUUCAUGGAGUGUUUGAGCUUGAGUAGCUCGGUUUCAUGGAAGGAUGGGUUUGAGGAUGAAUUCUUGGAGGAUGCCAGCUGCAUCAGCACAAUCAGGUCUGGGAUGCUUGUGCCAUUCAGUGGAGAUCAAGGGAUGUCGAUGACGGCAACCAAGAGUGGCAAGAUUGGGAGAAGGGCGCGGUUUGGUCCGAAAAGCACCGUGACAUCGCUAGCCCCGGCAUCCACAAUUGGCGGUUCAGCGCUUGCAUUGCACUAUGCGAACGUCGUCAUCAUCAUUGAGAAGUUGCUCCGGUACCCACAUCUUGUUGGUGAGGAGGCCCGGGAUGAUCUGUACCAGAUGUUGCCGUCGAGCUUGAGGGCAGCACUGAGGAAGAGCUUGAAAACCUAUGUGAAGAGUAUGGCGAUCUACGACGCGUUCCUUGCGCACGAUUGGAGGGAGACCCUCGAGAAAACUCUGACAUGGCUUGCUCCGAUGGCUCACAACAUGAUCCGGUGGCAAGCAGAGAGGAAUUUUGAGCAGCAGCAGAUUGUGCUGAAGGGGAAUGUGCUACUUCUUCAGACAUUGUAUUUCGCGGACCGGGAGAAGACAGAGGCAGUGAUAUGCGAAUUGCUUGUCGGGCUGAAUUACAUCUGCCGGUAUGAACAGCAGCAGAAUGCGCUCCUGGACUGCUCUAGCAGCCUCGACUUCGAUGAUUGUAUGGAGUGGCAACUGCAGUAAGAGCCCAAGGUCAGGUUUUCUGCUUGGUUCCAUAGUGUACAAGGAAUAUGAAAAUUCAAAGGGUACUUGUGUUUUUGUUUGGAUGUUUUCCUUCUUUUUUUGGGUGCAAGUUGCACAUGAGAUCAUCUAUCAUUCAUAGAUGAAAAAAAAUAUAGGAUUGCCCACUGUUUUUGUUCACUUGAGAUAUGCUCUAGCUAAUGCAGUUGUACAUACAUGAAUCUUGUGCCAAGCAAAUGAGCAAUCUGAAGUGUCCAAAAGGGGUUUGUGCCUUAGUGAAUUUCACCAUUGUGUAUUUGGUAGGAGUAGGACAUGUUUGUGGAUAACUAGUUGAGAUUAUCCUAUUUGGUAUUUGGUACUACUGAAGUCAUAAAGUUAAUCCUAUGUUUACCUA